This is a messenger RNA of Staurois parvus, 358 nucleotides long. Lineage: Eukaryota; Metazoa; Chordata; Amphibia; Anura; Ranidae. The record is from the annotation of a GenBank genome assembly.
GGAGACCAGAUAUAGUGAAUGCAGGGACCGGGAAGAGCGGAUAUAGUGAAUGCAGGGUGCAGGGAGACCAGAUAUAGCGAAUGCGGGGUCCGGGGAGACCGGAUGUAGUGAAUGCAGGGUCCGGGGAGAUCGGAUAUAGUGAAUGCAGAGUCCUGGGAGACCAGAUAUAGUGAAUGCAGAGUCCGGGGAGACCAGAUAUAGUAAAUGCAGGGUCCAGGCAGACCAGAUAUAGUGAAUGCAGGGUCUGGGGUUUAGUAACACUUUACGCAGGAUCUGCAACAUAUAUAGUGAAUGCAGGGUCCUGGGAGAUCAGAUAUAGUGAAUGCAGGGUUCGGAGAGACAAGAUAUAGUGAAUGCA